Gavialis gangeticus (Gharial) is the source of this 7858-nucleotide messenger RNA. It is a transcript of the gene ATAD2B, whose product is annotated as ATPase family, AAA domain containing 2B. Bases 1 to 4425 code for a protein of 1474 amino acids. Gene Ontology annotation, cellular component: nucleus. Lineage: Eukaryota; Metazoa; Chordata; Crocodylia; Gavialidae. Gene Ontology annotation, molecular function: histone binding; ATP binding; ATP hydrolysis activity. The transcript has 28 exons. Gene Ontology annotation, biological process: positive regulation of transcription by RNA polymerase II. The record is from RefSeq and is a predicted model, not a curated record.
AUGGAAUUUUAUACUCCAGGGAGACUGAAAUCAAACCCUAAUAGUUCAAAGGACUACCACAAUUCAAAGUUAUCAUGGAUUUGGACAAAGAUUACAUUAGAAGACUUGCAGAAAGCCAUUAAAUUGACUCCUGGGAACAAGGCGUCUGGCAACGACUGCUUGCCUGCUGAAGUCUACAAAUGUGCCAGCAAUGAAUUACUUCGAAAGCCCCAUGAAGUUAUACUUCUCUGUUGGAAAGAGGAAGUGAAAGAUGAAGGUAGUGAUGCUAGUUUGAGUGAUAGCCACAUAUCCCCUCCUGCCAAACGUACCUCGAAACAUGCUGAUCCUGUGUGCAAAGACAAAUCAAAAUCACGCAGUACUGGGCAGCGAGAGGAAUGGAGCAUCUCAAGUGGACAGUCCAGGUUAACAUCUCAGCCUGGUGCAACGUUACCAAAUGGACGUAGCUUAUCUCUCAAAAGCCAUUCCCUUCGAGGGGAAAAAAAGGGAGAUGGGGACCAUGCUUGCAUAAACGGAGAUAUAGAAGUCAGAAAAAGUUGUCGGUCCAGGAAAAACAGAUUUGAAACUUUGAAUCAGAGUUUGCUAUUUGAUCAGCUAGUAAACAGUACUGCUGAAGCUGUACUACAAGAAAUGGAUAAUAUUAAUAUCAGGCGUAAUAGGCGAUCUGGAGAAGUAGAACGGCUGCGAAUGUGGACAGACACAGAAUUUGAAAACAUGGACAUGUAUUCUCGAGUAAAGAGGAGGAGGAAAUCACUGAGGAGAAAUAGCUAUGGUAUUCAGAACCAUCAUGAAGUGUCCACUGAAGGGGAGGAAGAAGAAUCUCAAGAGGAAGAUGGAGAUAUAGAAGCAGAGGAGGCAGAAGGAGAAGAAAAUGAUCGACCGUAUAAUUUAAGACAAAGAAAAACUGUAGAAAGGUAUCAAGCACCUCCAAUAGUGCCAGCUCAUCAAAAAAAGAGGGAAAAUACGCUGUUUGAUAUCCAUAGAUCUCCUGCAAGAAGAAGCCAUAUCAGGAGAAAGAAACAUGCCAUUCAUAGCAGCGAUACAACCUCUUCAGAUGAAGAACGCUUUGAAAGGAGAAAAUCUAAAAGUAUGGCCAGAGCAAGAAACAGAUGUCUUCCUUUGAACUUCAGAGCAGAAGACUUAGCCAGUGGAAUCUUACGAGAACGAGUGAAAGUUGGUGCAAGUUUGGCAGAUGUAGAUCCUAUGAUUGUUGACAGAUCGGUACGUUUUGAUAGUAUAGGUGGAUUGAGUCAUCAUAUUCACGCCCUAAAGGAAAUGGUAGUGUUUCCUCUUCUCUAUCCUGAAAUCUUUGAAAAAUUCAAAAUUCAGCCACCAAGGGGCUGUUUGUUCUAUGGUCCUCCUGGAACAGGUAAAACAUUGGUAGCUAGAGCUCUAGCUAAUGAAUGCAGCCAAGGAGACAAAAAGGUGGCUUUCUUUAUGAGGAAAGGAGCUGACUGUCUGAGCAAGUGGGUUGGAGAAUCUGAACGUCAGCUUCGUCUCCUUUUUGAUCAGGCAUACUUGAUGAGGCCCUCUAUAAUCUUCUUUGAUGAAAUAGAUGGGUUGGCCCCAGUUCGGUCUAGUAGACAAGACCAGAUUCACAGUUCUAUAGUGUCUACCUUACUUGCCCUCAUGGAUGGACUGGAUAAUAGAGGAGAAAUAGUUGUAAUUGGUGCUACAAACAGACUUGAUUCUAUAGACCCUGCACUCAGGAGACCUGGUCGCUUUGACAGGGAAUUUCUUUUCAACCUGCCUGAUCAAAAGGCAAGAAAGCACAUUUUACAAAUUCAUACCAGGGACUGGAACCCUAAAUUGUCAGAUCCUUUUUUAGGAGAACUAGCUGAAAAAUGUGUUGGGUACUGUGGAGCUGACAUAAAAGCACUUUGCACUGAGGCUGCCUUGAUUGCCCUGCGACGGCGCUAUCCCCAGAUUUACGCAAGCAGUCAGAAACUGCAGCUUGAUGUUUCUUCAAUAGUUCUCAGCGCACAAGAUUUUUAUCAUGCAAUGCAGAAUAUUGUGCCUGCUUCCCAACGUGCUGUGACCUCUUCAGGACAUGCAUUAUCUCCUGUCAUAAGGCCGCUGCUGGAACGAACCUUCAGUAAUCUUCUGUUGGUUUUACACAAAGUGUUUCCCCAUGCUGAGUUCAGUCAGGCGGAUAAAAGUGAAGAUACACCAAGCCUAAUAUUAGAUGAUAGUGAAGAUGAGAGUGCUUCAUCAAUUUUUGAGACAAACUGUCACUCAGGAUCACCAAAGAAACAGUCAUCAGCUGCUACACAUAAACCCUACCUUCAUUUUACAACGUCAGCUUACCACCAGCCAACCUCCUACAGGCCAAGAUUACUGCUAUCUGGAGAGAGAGGUUCGGGUCAGACUUCGCACCUGGCCCCAGCACUAUUGCACACUCUUGAAAAAUUCUGUGUACACAGGCUAGAUCUGCCAGCACUUUAUUCAGUCAGUGCCAAAACACCUGAAGAAUCGUGUGCACAGAUAUUUCGUGAAGCUCGAAGAACAGUACCAAGUAUUGUUUACAUGCCUCAUAUUGGUGACUGGUGGGAAGCUGUUAGUGAAACUGUGAGAGCUACUUUUUUAACUUUGCUGCAAGAUAUACCAUCAUUCUCCCCUAUAUUUCUGCUGUCUACCUCUGAAUCUAUGUACAGUGAAUUGCCUGAAGAGGUGAAGUGUAUCUUCAGAAUCCAAUAUGAAGAGGUUUUUUAUAUACAAAGACCAAGUGAAGAAGACAGACUGAGGUUUUUCCAAGGGUUAAUUCUUGAUCAGGCUGCAGUGCCUCCCCCAAGAAGGAAACAGGCUGCUCUUUGUGCUGUGGAAGUUCUUCCGCUUGCACUGCCCUCUCCUACCCGUCAGCUGUCCGAAUCAGAAAAACAACGAAUGGAGGACCAGGAGGAGAACACGUUGAGAGAGCUGCGGCUGUUUCUCAGAGAUGUUACCAAGAGGCUGGCCACAGACAAACGCUUUAACAUCUUCAGCAAACCGGUGGAUAUUGAAGAGGUUUCAGAUUAUCUUGAAGUUAUCAAAGAGCCAAUGGACCUUUCUACAGUAAUAACCAAAAUUGAUAAACACAACUAUCUAACAGCCAAGGAUUUCCUAACAGACAUUGAUCUCAUCUGUAGUAAUGCAUUAGAGUAUAAUCCAGACAAAGACCCUGGAGAUAAAAUAAUUAGACACAGAGCUUGUACCUUAAAGGAUACAGCACAUGCCAUAAUUGCUGCUGAGUUGGAUCCAGAAUUUAAUAAAAUGUGUGAAGAAAUCAAGGAAGCAAGAAGAAAAAGAGGCUUAUCAGUAACAGCAGAGCAAAUAAAUUCUCAUGGUUCCACUGUACGGAAAACUGAAACUAGAGUUGAAGAGGCAUUUCGGAACAAACAGAAAAGUGCCAUGGCAGUUUGGCACAAUUCUGCGAAUAAAUGUGCAUUUCGAAUAAGAAGAAAGUCAAGGCGGCGUUCUCAGUGGGGCAAAGGAAUUAUCAAGAAAAGAAAAGUCAACAAUUUGAAGAAAGAUGAUGAUGAUGCAAAGUUUGCUGAUGAUGAAAAUCAUGGGGAUGAUAGCAAGCUGCUGGAGAAUGGGGAGCUAGAGAUCAGUACAGACUGCAUUGAAGAAAAUGGAGAGGAAACGGGAGACCUGUCGAUGACAAAUGAUGAGUCCUCUUGUGAUAUCAUGGAUAUAGAUGCAGAGCAGAGGCUUAACAACGGGACUGUAGGAAAAGAAAACAACUUUGCAUCCACAGAAGAAGAGAGCUCAAAUGAAUCCCUGUUGGUACCUGACAACAUUACGGGGAAUGCCGAAAAGGAUUUGAGGAACGAGUCUCCAACUAAAGGGGAGUGUAUAAAUGGAGAAGCAUCUCUACUCAGCUUAAAAGGGACACCUGCUCCAGCAUGUCACAAUGGGAAAGUGGAAACAGUUGAUGUAGUUUUACCCUGUGUUGACAAUGAUGUAUCUAGUAACAAACAAAAAGCUAUAUCUGAAGAUCAGCCAAAGGAGAAAAAAGAAGCUUCCAGUGAAAACCAGGGAGCUGAUCUGGUGAAAGAGUCUAACACUGAGAUACCACAAUCGAGCAAUAAUGAGAAGAUGUUACAGAACACAGACAUUGAGACUAAAGAUGCUGAGCCAGAUAAAGAAGGUGCAUCCAAAGGUAAGAAAUCUAGAAAAGUCACUCUGGAGCAGCCAAAAUCUGCAAGUCUGGAACACGUUCCAGAGGAACCAUUGGAUCCUGUACCCCCAGUAAUUGUUGACCACAGCAGAUUAAAGAAACUACUUGAUCUGUUGGUUAAGAAAAGUGACAACCUUACUGUUGACCAACUUGAGAGGUUGUACUCACUUCUUAGUCAAUGCAUCUACCGGCAUCGUAAGGAUUAUGACAAAUCACAACUUGUAGAGGAGAUGGAAAGAACAGUUCAUGUGUUUGAAACAUUCCUGUGAACUCAAGAUGGGUGGGUUUAUCCUCUCUCAAACUGCUCCAGGGAGAGCAGUCCUCUGAGCCAUUCAAUUUCCAUUUGCACCAAGUACGUGCAGAGCCUUAGUCUUAAGUGCUCUCUCUCUCCCUUUUCUCUCUUUCUGUUGAAUUUGGUGCUAUUGUCUCAGGUACCUGAAACCAACCAGCCUACAAGAACCAAACGGAACUUCAUAUAGUUGUAUCGGUAUAAAUAACGAAUACAACGCCACAGCUUGGAGAUUUUUGGUGCUACAGAAACUGUUCUCAUUUCUGCUCUUGUUCUCUCUACAUUCAUUGUCUUUUGGGAAACUUCAAACAGUGGAGGAGACAAACAAAAACAAGAAAACUGGAUAGAGCAGAUAUAACAAUGAUGAACUUUUUUAAACAGGCAACAUUUUUUUUCCAGUUUUUUUUUCUCGUCAGAUUUUUCUCUUGUUCUCUGGGGUAAUGGACAGAAACCUGUUUAACGAUGGCAACGAUGCAUUGUGGUAGAUAGCUUGAGUAACUGGAUGUACAUUAAUUUGAAGAUGAGGCUCUCUAGAACUGCCUUUAAUGUGCCUUUUUAGUCAAUUGAGAAAGAUAAGGCUAUUCAGAUGGUUGGGAUUGUAGUGGAUGACAGUUAGAAAGCUGUCUUCAGAGAGAGAAGCUCCAAAUGGGUGAAAUGUGUUUCCUUGUCAUUGAAUGGCAACUAGUAUUAUGGUUCUAACAUGCCUGUCUUACUCUACAGAACUAAACUAAGACACACUAAAAAAGCCACAUAUUUUACCAGAAUGGUGAAAUUCUUUUAUUCCAUCAGUGUAUUUGUUUUUGAAGCAAAUUACACAGUGGAAAUUUCCUGUGUUGAUAAAAAGAAGAGCAGAAAAUACUGUUUGAAGGGGGCUGUUCUCUUACUUUUUUUUUUUUCUUUCCCCGCGGCUCUAUUUAUUUGUUGUCCAUUUUCUUAGAAAUAAAAGAGGUUUAAUUCUGGCAGGUCUCUUUCUCAAUUCCGUGUUAAUUAAAGCUUGGACUUGCUGAAUGGGUGUAAAAGGGAGAGGUGGUUACUCAGAAAAUCUGGAGUCCUUGUUCACUUUAAGGACAACUUAACUAGGCUCCCGCUCCCACAACUCAGUCCAUGUAUAGCAGUAUUAACGUUGGGGGAAAAAGGUGAAAGGUGAACCUCUGAAUUGGUCUGUGCCGACUGCAGUUCUCUGGAUCUGAAUGGUGUAGUUCAGAACCUUUCCUUUCUGGAAAUCGGGGCGAGACCGUCUAGGCAGUUUCAAGAGGCAAAACAUGUUUCAGUGAAAAGUCUUUAUCACAAGCUCAAUGUUAAAAUAUUCCCCGGGCUGAUUUCUAUCAGGCAAGUUAGUGGAAAAUGUUGUAGAAAGGCUGUCUGGUGUUACUACGUUUUACCAUUCAUUAUAACUGUUAUAUGUAGCUGCAGGAAUGUCUUUCCAAAAUAUGCAACACAAUGUGAUUUGUUUUUAAUUAGAGAAAACAGUCUUGGACUACUGCAGAGAUACUGAGCUACCUCAGCUUUUUGUAUUUUAGUUACCAACAGUGUUUACGGAGGACUGUAAUCACUCUGCUACCGUUUACAUGCUGAAGCUAAGGUACUUGUCUCCAUGUCUAUGGCUAUUAGUAGUAUGCCACUGCAGAAAAACAAACUUGGGCUACUGCAGUAAUCCAAAGUGCUUCUUUAUAUUUUAUGUUUAAGCAUCAUAAUUCUAACUUGACCUUCUUCUCCCCCUAAAUGCCACUUGGUUUCUUAAUAUGUAAUAGGGGAAAAAAUAAGUCUUAGUAUGCAUCUAGUUACACUACUCUAAAUGCAACCCGUGUAGAGACACUGUAUUUUUUAGGUGGGAAAGUGCGAUUAAAAAUAAUAGCAAACACAUUUUAAACAAGAGGUUCUUUGAUCUCAGAUUUUGAUUAUGGGGAUUUUUUUUUCAUGUUUUCUUUAGUAUUUAUUACCAUCAUACCUGUUUAAAAUAUUUUGCUCUCUGGUGCAUUAAAAGCAUUUUGUAUUUUGAUGAAAAUUGUUACAAACGUAAAGAUUUGAUUAAAUAAAAUGUAGCAGAUUUUUUGUAGCAAGCUUCUGAUAAAAGGGUUUUUUGCAAGUCUCAGGUUCUUGCUGCAGCAUUUUUAAAAAAUAUUCCAGUUUCACUUGCAUAAAAAAUUUUUUGUUCAAGUAGCAGCAGCACUUGUGAAAGAUAAAACUGCAUACAUUUUUAACAGGUUGCAAAGUUUGUUUGAAUUAAACCAUUGAGAUUUUAGUCAUCAGUGAGUGUGACAAGCAAAUUUAAGCUCAUGCCUAGCAUUAAAAUGGUUCUAAAAGGUCAGGUUCUUUUUGGAAAAAACAACCUUUAGUCAGUAAUAUUGAUUUGAAAACUGAAAGAGGCAUCUUUACUAAUCAAGGAGCUGCCACUUUAACAGUUGAGGUCUUUUGGAAAGAAUUAGCCAAUUUAAGUAUAUUUUAGUGGACAACUUGGGUAAAACUAUAUACUCACUUUUUCUGGCCCAAAUAACCACACUUCAUCAGGUGUUUUUUUUUUUUUUUUUUUCCUUUACAGAUGUCUGAUGGUUAUAGAGUUAAAGCAGCUGUUAAUCUAUCCAUGUGGUCUAAACUUGUUUACUCUUGUAUGAUUCUUAAUUUUUUUUUGCCAUCUAGUAUUGGCAAGAAUUUGUACAAAUUGACCUCUGUUCCUUGUUUCCUGUUGUGAAAAUUGCAAAUAAACUCCUGUGCAAGGCCUUGUUGUCGGGUCAAUAAAGUAUGGCUCAGCCAGACCGAAGUAAGCUUCUCUGUGGGGCAGAGGUAUUGGAGAUAGUAGAACUGUUCUUGGGUGAAGUAGAUGGCUGUGGAGUUAAUUGUAUUUGCAAGCUUGAAUUUCACCUGUGAUUAUUUUUUUUUGUUUGGUGUCCUAUGUAUUGUUACUUGAUUUUUUUUUUUCAUAUGCCAACAAUGUAUUUAUAGGAUUACUGUUUUUUGUAAUAUCUUGUCUUCCCAUUUUUUGAUUAAGUUGGUGGGUCAGUGCUGGCUUCUCCUUCAGUAGCUUGAAUGGCAGGUCCUGCAGCUGAUAGUCAUUAUUUUAUUUUAUUUUUUUGUAAUCACAACAUAAGCUUGAAUUUGGGCUUGUACUUGCAUCUUUUAUAUCUUGUACAUUGGGUUAUUUAGACAUCGGGGAACCCUGUUGUUUGGUUUUAUUCAUGUGUGUCUACUCUGUGGAUUGAGUAGACUUCCUUCAUCAACUAUGGUAUAUUUUGGAUUCUAUAGUUUUAUUCAGAAUUGUGUUUAAAUUGAUAUUUUGCAUUUUGACUUCCUUUUACAUUAGUUUGAAGUAAGUUAUUUAAUUUUUUUGAACUUCUGGAAAUUUUUGAACAUUUUACUGUAAUUUGUAAUAUAACUGCUGUGAAAUACUUGAAUAAAGAUGACAAGAAAAACAUGGU